GAACAAAAGACAGUCUGUCGAGCGAUCGAAUCGCAUUCCCACUUUGACAGUUCCCACGAAGGCUCCAUCGUCGAUCUCGGACCUGUGCGACUCCAUAUCUUCCGACCUUGUUCAGCUGAUCGUGUAACGUGACGACAUCAAGAUACGAACAAGUCCAGCUUCUGGCCUUGCGAAGACUUCUUCAUAUAAUAUCGCCAGUGUGUCGGACCAGACUGUUAACCGAGUGAUGCAUCGUGCACCGCCGAUUCGCGCACACUCGGACUCGUCGGAGUCUUCACAGCGAAAUCACUCCCGCCCCAACAGCGCACGCUUGUCCAGCAAGCCUUCGUCGCUCCAUAGCCUGCUCACAGCCCGUCAACGCCGACGCACCUUCAGCGGCACGUCGGGAGAGUUCAACGAGCUACUCAACCUGGAGACAGCGAAGUCAGUUGAAGUAUUCCGCGGCGAGGCCAGAGGCAUCCUUCACGGCAUCUUCUUCUUCCUGUUGCUGCGCUUCGUGCUGGCGCUUGUGGUCACCGUGGGCACACUAGGGGUGGCUGCGGUGAUCAUCCUUAUGGUCAAGGAACCCAACGCAUCGCUCACAAGCUACUUGCUCUUCUACUCGUGAGAGUCUGUUAUCGUACACCGCUGUUCUAUGCUCGUCUUGGUGGGUGGUAUUUAAUUGGUUGUCGCUUUGAGACAAUUCGCGCAGCGCAUAGUGAACGACUGUUGUUGCGCCUUGAGGUAAAAGAAAUAAAUCCCGGGCGAUUCUCUACAUGUAGAUGCAAUUUAUGUUCCUAGGGAGAAGAGCUAAGCUCUUAGAACUCUACUUUGACCGCGGUGAAAACCUUCCUUCUGGACAGUCAUUCGCAGGAAUACCAAAAACUAAAUACAAAGUCACGCCUUGCAUGAAAAUGCUCUGAAA
Molecule: messenger RNA, 904 nt
Organism: Phytophthora nicotianae INRA-310
Lineage: Eukaryota; Oomycota; Peronosporomycetes; Peronosporales; Peronosporaceae
Exons: 1
Coding region: 227-607 (126 amino acids)
Source: RefSeq, a predicted model, not a curated record